AUGCCACCCCUUCGUGGACUCACUCUCCUUUUCCCUCUGCUCAUCUGCUUCUUCAUGGAGAGCUUCUGCAUUUGUGACAGAACCACCUGGACCAAGGUUGGGUGGGAGAUUUUUCCAGAAGAAAUGCCUUAUCUGAAAGUUCACCUUUCAUCAUCUCACUGUCUCCCCUACCCUCUGGACAAACUAUGCUGCAAUUUGGGCAACUUAGAUACCCUUUACAGUUGUAUGUAUCUCAUUUAUAUAUCUCUGGAAGCUCUGGUCCUAAUCCUAACUGUCCUGUCAGUGCAUUACCUGUGGACGAAAUGGAAGAAACACAAAAAACAGCUGGAAACACGAGACGUCUUGGCCUCCUCAAACAAAGACCCGGAGAACCAGACCAUCAACGAUGUUGACCAGAUCCUCUGCAAACUGGUGGCUACGACUUCCCUGAUGACCAAGUACCUGAACCACGUCUUCAAGGACCGUCCAGACAAGAAAGGCAAAUACCACAAGGUUCGAGUGAAGAAAAUAAAGGACAAAAGGGAAAAGGAGCCCAAGGAGCCCGAGGAGCCUGGAGUUUCCAUGUGCAAAUGCAGCGCCAACCAGUAUGAGGACUAUGCAAGGAAUGUCUUGACAGAGCUUAUGUAA
Messenger RNA from Suncus etruscus (white-toothed pygmy shrew), 627 nucleotides. RefSeq names its product testis expressed 50 (gene TEX50). NCBI's taxonomy places the organism in Eukaryota, Metazoa, Chordata, Mammalia, Eulipotyphla, Soricidae. The record is from RefSeq and is a predicted model, not a curated record. The coding region runs from base 1 to 627 and encodes 208 amino acids. The transcript has 2 exons.